AUGACAUGUUCCCUUGGAAUGAAUGGUUCCUCCAAUAUGUGUAUUUCUGAUAAGUGCAGCGUUUGUCGUAUUAUAAGACAUGGGUUCUCCAUAAAGAAAGAGAUCAAGGGAGGAAUUGGUGUUUUCACAACUUCAACAAGUGGAAGAGUCUUUGAAUCUAUUGAACUCUAUGAAGAAACCCCAUUUGUGAGGAAGGCUUUAAUAGUCUGUAGAGUGAUUGCAGGAAGGGUACAUAAGCCUUUGGAGAGCAUCCAAGGACUAGCAGGGCAAACAGGGUUUGAUUCAUUGGUUGGAAAAGUUGGUCUUUAUUCAAAUAUUGAGGAGCUAUACUUACUCAGCCCUAGAGCUCUUCUUCCUUGCUUUGUGGCACCUUUCUUGAAUGCUCAAGAUAGCUUUGCUCUGGCCCCUGCUACAAAGAUUGUAUUGUUAACUACAUCUCCUGCUCCUAGUGAGAAUAUAGGGUCUUCCUUAGUGGUUAUUGAGGAGUUAGAGUCAGAGCAUCCCUCUCCAGCUUGCAACAUAGCCACUAAAAGGGAAGGAUCUCCGGAGGGCUCAUUUGUACAUUCGAAGGUUGGUUUAAAUAGUAACUUGCAUACCGGGAAUGCCCUUGUAGACCUUUAUGCAAAAUGUGGGAGCGUUAAAAAGGCACAUACAGUACUUUUUGAGAUGGAGAGAAGGAAUGUUAUAUCUUGGACUUAUUUGAUUUUUGGCUUGGCCGUUAAUGGGUUUGAUAAGGAAGCAAUUGAGCUCCUUGUGCAGUUGGAUAGGGAGGCAUUGGUUCCCACUGAGAUUACCUUCGUUGGGGUCUGGUAUGCUGGCAGUCAUUAUGGAAUGGUGGAUCAAGGAUUUGAGUACUUCAAGAGGAUGAGGGAAGUAUAUAGGAUCAUGCCUAAGAUAGAACAUUAUGGUUGCAUUGUUGAUUUGUUUGGAAGGGAUGGGUUGGUACAAGAAGCACAUGAUUUCAUUCAAAUAUGCCACUGGAACCCAAUGCUGUUGAUUGGAAGACUCUACUUGGAGCUUGUGCUUGUCAUGUUCUCAAAUUCCCUUCUAGCAAUUGGGUUAUUAUUGACGCAACAAUGA
Messenger RNA from Telopea speciosissima, 1080 nucleotides. Its product is annotated as pentatricopeptide repeat-containing protein At3g09040, mitochondrial-like. Gene Ontology annotation, molecular function: protein binding; RNA binding. The coding region runs from base 1 to 1080 and encodes 359 amino acids. NCBI's taxonomy places the organism in Eukaryota, Viridiplantae, Streptophyta, Magnoliopsida, Proteales, Proteaceae. Gene Ontology annotation, biological process: RNA modification. The record is from RefSeq and is a predicted model, not a curated record. The transcript has 3 exons.